ACCCUAAAGUCGCAAAAGUUUCUGCAAAAAAGUUUAACCAUGUUUCUGUCCAGAUUUGUAGGGAGGACAGCUCUCUUGGCAGCUGCUAAAUCAGAAAGCUCAGCCGCCGCCGCCGCAUUUAACCCUCUUGAGCAGUUUUUUGAGGCUGAUAGAAACCUCGAUGAUCAAAAAACCUGUCUACGGUCGAAGUUGAAAGCUUCUGAACUGCGUCUAAAGUCCUGGGAUGAUCUCCAUAAACUAUGGUAUGUUCUGUUGAAAGAGAAAAACAUGCUGAUGACACAACGACAGAUGCUUCAAGCCCAGAACCUGCGUUUUCCCAAUCCAGAACGCAUCCCCAAGGCGAGGAAGUCAAUGUGCCGUAUCAAGCAAGUACUUACAGAAAGAGCAAUUGAAGAUCCUGAUCCGAGGAGGUCUGCUGAGAUGAAGAAGAUGAUAAAUGCUCUGUGAUAUUGUACUAAACUGCCUAUCACUUUUCUUGAAGCCUUCCUAUUGUUUUGUUGUAGAGAUUUGAUACUGCCCUA
Molecule: messenger RNA, 521 nt
Organism: Hibiscus syriacus
Lineage: Eukaryota; Viridiplantae; Streptophyta; Magnoliopsida; Malvales; Malvaceae
Product: 39S ribosomal protein L47, mitochondrial-like
Exons: 3
Coding region: 40-447 (135 amino acids)
Biological process (GO): mitochondrial translation
Cellular component (GO): mitochondrial large ribosomal subunit; mitochondrial ribosome
Molecular function (GO): structural constituent of ribosome
Source: RefSeq, a predicted model, not a curated record